Phytophthora nicotianae INRA-310 is the source of this 393-nucleotide messenger RNA. RefSeq lists its product as hypothetical. Bases 1 to 393 code for a protein of 130 amino acids. The transcript has a single exon. Lineage: Eukaryota; Oomycota; Peronosporomycetes; Peronosporales; Peronosporaceae. The record is from RefSeq and is a predicted model, not a curated record.
AUGCCGUUCAACGCACAGUCCGUACCCAUGGGAGCAACACUCCAUGAGGCUUCGGCAUGCACACAGUUAAAGCCAAGUAUUAUGUUAGCUCCGCUGAUGUCGGGGGUUGGAUCAACUGAGUCGCUCAUACUCGAAUCUUCAAUUGCAUCGAUGCCAAUCAAACCUUCGACAAACGCAACGGGACCAACCAACUAUCAACUAAAGCCACCUCCUGAGGAAGAAUAUUCGAGUGAAGUUGAUGCAGAAGCUGCUAUUUAUGCUUGGACUGCACAACAUGGCUACAACGUGGCUAAGAAGGAACUAGAGAGAAACAAAAAUGGAGACGUGAUAUACAGACUAUUUGCGUGUGAUCAAUGGGGUAAACCCAAGAACACUCGACGUCUGCGAGGUUAA